Molecule: messenger RNA, 4416 nt
Organism: Siniperca chuatsi (mandarin fish)
Lineage: Eukaryota; Metazoa; Chordata; Actinopteri; Centrarchiformes; Sinipercidae
Gene: crbn
Product: cereblon
Exons: 11
Coding region: 173-1525 (450 amino acids)
Biological process (GO): protein ubiquitination
Cellular component (GO): Cul4A-RING E3 ubiquitin ligase complex
Source: RefSeq, a predicted model, not a curated record
CAUGAUAGAAAAAGUUUGGGGACCAGAGACAUAAUCUCAGUGGAUUAUUUUGAUCCGCAUAAUUGAACCCGUUUUGAGUCGUGACGCUUCGCCAGGGGGCGCGCGGGGUCCGUCGUGAUGCUGCACACUGAAGAUGCCGUAGAAGAAGAGUUAGUAUUGUAAACACAAGGAUAUGGCUGACGAGAGGGGUGGAGGUGAAGACAACGUUAACGAUAACAUGGGGAACCAGUUACAGCUUUUACCAGACAAUGAGGAAGAGGAGGAGGAGGAGGAAGAUGACAUGGAGACUGAAGACCGAGACAGUGAGGAGGCAGAGAAGCCCAACACCAUCACCUUUGACCCCAGUCUUCCCACAUCACAUGCAUACCUGGGUUCAGACAUGGAGGAGUUUCACGGCCGUACAGUCCACGAUGAGGACAGCUGUCAGACCAUUCCUGUGCUGCCACAAACAUCUGUGAUGCUGGUGCCAGGUCAGACGCUGCCUCUGCAGCUCUUCAGGCCUCAGGAGGUCAGCAUGAUGCGGAGCAUCAUCCAGAGAGACCGCACCUUUGCAGUGCUCGCACACAGUGAUGCAGGUGAUCCGGAGGCAGAGUUUGGGACGACAGCUGAAAUCUAUGCAUACCGAGAGGAGCAGGAAUAUGGCAUUGAAACUGUCAAAGUGAAAGCUGUGGGGAGGCAGAGAUUCAAGGUCCAUGAGAUAAGAACUCAAGCAGAUGGGAUCAGACAAGCCAAAGUACAGAUCCUUCCCGAACGAAUCCUUCCAGAUCCCCUCUCUGCCGUGCAGCUAACGCCCCUCUCCAGGCUCCACAUGCACCCCUCCUCCAAACCCCCGACUCAGACCUGCAAACAGGCCCAGUGCUGGUGGAAUAACUACCAACAGAGGAAGUUUCACUGUGCCAGCCUGACGCCAUGGCCACCCUGGGUGUACGCACUCUACGACUCUGAGUCACUCAUGAACAGAGUGAAGAAACAGCUCCAUGAAUGGGACGAGAAUCUGAAGGAUGACUCUCUCCCUACGAACGCCGUAGACUUCUCCUACAGAGUGGCGGCCUGUCUGCCCAUAGACGACGCUCUGCGGCUCCAGCUGCUGAAGAUCGGCAGUGCCAUCCAGAGACUUCGCUGUGAGCUGGACAUCAUGGACCGGUGCACAUCACUGUGCUGCAAGCAGUGCCAGGACACAGAAAUCACCACAAAAAAUGAGAUCUUCAGCCUGUCUCUGUACGGCCCCAUGGCUGCAUACGUCAACCCUCACGGUUACGUCCAUGAAACCCUGACUGUCUACAAAGCCAACAACCUCAACCUGGUCGGCAGGCCAUCCACACUGCACAGCUGGUUUCCAGGGUACGCCUGGACAAUUGCUCAGUGCCGGACCUGCGGGUCUCACAUGGGUUGGAAGUUCACAGCCACCAAGAAGGACUUGUCUCCACCUCGUUUCUGGGGUCUGACCCGUUCAGCUAUGCUCCCCCGUAUCCCCCAGGGUGAGCGGGAGGAGGGGAGAGAGGGCUCUCGUCUCUUCUGCCUGUGAUGUCUGACCAUCAUAUCCCCUCGUUGACACCCCCGCAAACCUCCCAAGCCUGGAUCUUUUGGCGCUCUCUCGCUGCGAUUACUUUUAGUAAUCAGUGCAUCACACACCGCCUCUCACCCCUGGCAGCAAAUCCAUCAUAUUAGUGGAAAGGGCAUUCAGCCUUUAAAUGGCACUCUAAGAGCAAAUUAGAACAGGAUGGAGGUAGUGGUUGUUCUUAAAGGUUCUUGAAAUGUGAAGGCAGCAGUUAGAUGACUCGGUGCAUUGUGAUAAAAGUCAGAAAGAAAGAGAGAAUAACAGAUUGAUUCCAUGACAUGUGGUAACAUCCUAGCAUGCUGAUCUGCACCCCUGUCCAGCUGAUUUCUUGGUAGCUGCAGGCACACACAAACACAAGAGCUAUGCUUAAAACAUAAUUUCCCUACAACUCCUUUCCUCUGUAUGAUGGAGAGUGUGACCGCAUGCAGUUGAGAUAGAGAUAUUGUGGGCGAGCAGGCUGAGUUAGCCACUUUAAUCUGUUGUAAAACUAUCCAGUUAACAUAAAAUCACUUAGCAUUCAAAUCCUUUGUGGGUUUCUCAGAUAUGUUUUCUGAUGUAAUUUCAGCUGCCACAGGUCAGUGGACGAAACAGGUUUGAAUUAAUGUGCACUCAUGUAUGUGUAGAUCUGUCACUAUUGGGGAUAUAUUGAAUGUCGGAAUUAAAUUGUAUGUAUUUUUGUAUGCAAGAAAGUAAUUUAACAUACUCAUCCAUGUGUGGAGACAUUGUGCUAUUUAUUAUCACACCAGUUUUUUCUGUAAUAAACAAAAAACUGAGGUGACAAUAACGAUAAUGUGUAAUAUACUCGAUAAAAUCUGUGUCUGUUUUGUAUUGAAUGAAGGCUCAUUGUCAGAUAAUGUGCUUCAUGAAACAAGCUUCAUCUCUGGUUGCACGAGUGGAAAAUUAGAGAUGUCCUGGCGCCUGACUGUUUUUUUUAAAAGGUCAAAGCCAAUUAACACAGAGAGCGAGAGAAGCAUUUACCCUUUAUCAUUUAGUUUGUUCAUGUUGUGUGGCAAGUUAAAAUGCUGUGCCUAUGCCCCAGCUCAGUGUCUUUUGAUCAGUUUGAUGAAUCAGUGAACCGCAGACGUGAAUGAAAGAUGGCAAAGUGAUGAUGAGAUUUAGAUUUAAUUGUUUAAAGGUUUUUAGGAUUUUGUUUGGUUUGUAGUCUUACAGUUUUCAGGAAUUUACUUCUUGCGAUUUUGUUGCAAGGCGCUGGCUCACGUUUGUAUAAAUGUAACUGUAAAUAUGAGGCAGUUAUAGCAUAUGUUGUGUAAUGUGACUGGUGUUCUACUGUUUGUAGAAUCUUAUCUAGAAUAUUAUUUCUCAUAUCUUUUCAUGUCACAGAGAAUUGUUAGGAAAUAAUCUUUUCAUCAGUAAGCAAAGUAUUUGGUCGCAAUAAGAAAUCGUCUCAGAUGUUAAGAUGUUGAUGAAAUGUUUUUUGGAUAUUAUCUUAAAGGACAUUUUGGGAAAUACACUUAUUUGCUUUUUUGCCGAGAGUCAGAGGAGAAGAUUGAUACCACUCUGAUGUGUGUAGGAUAAAGAUUAAGCUACCACCAGCAGCUAAUUAGCUUAGCUUAGCAUAAAGACAGGAAACAGGGGGAAACAGCUAGCCUGGAUUUUUCUGCAGGUAACAAAAUCCACCUACCGGCAGCUCUGAAGCUCACUAAUUAACACAUGAGCACAUGUACCUAGCUAGCAUGUACCUAUUUCUUGGAUGCGGAGACUCCACAACAUUAGUGCUCCCAGUUUUUUCACUUUUAGUUUUUGUACAGAUGAAACAAAUGAAAUAUACUUGUUAAUUAGUGAGCUUUUCGAGGUGCUGGUAGGCGGAUUUUUUUUUUUUUUUUUUUUUUUUUUAACCUUUGGACAAAGCCAGGCUAGCUGUUUCCCCCAUUUUCAGUCUUUAUGCUAAGCUAAGCUAACCGGUUGCUGGAUGUAGCUUCAUAUUUACCGUACAGACAACUUAGUGUAAUUCUCAAAAUGUUGUAACUCUUCAAAGGGUGAUGCCUUUCAAUUUAAAAAAAACCUUACAUGUUAUUCUUGGCCUAAGCACGAUGUCAUAUGGGUGUACAGGUCUGAGUUGUGUUGACACUGACAGUGAGAAAAUAAUUUGACUUGGUGGUUUCAUGCAGAGUUUCUUUUGAAUGAAUCUUUUCAUUUAUCUUCAUAUUCUUGUGGUCUUCCCUUAAAGAAGUACUCCACCGAUUUAGCAUUGCACUCCUUAGCAUUGCCAGACUCAAAAUGGAUAGUUAAAAAAAAAAGUACAAAAAUCGGUGCAGCAGAACCAGACAUAUCAUCUUUUUUCUUCCACACAAUCUUCUCAAGCAGAUAUCAGGAGCGGGCUACAGAGGUCUGGUUACACUUCUUUCUAACUCCACACCCCCAGAUGUUUUUUAUUUUAAAACUUGUAGUCUUCAGCCCCAACUGACAUCACUUGAGUCAAUUUUAUCAGACUUCACACAGCUCCCUCUGGAGCCACAAAAGGCUUUAUACAACUUUUUUCACAUAUGCAGUAGUACGCCCCAACACCUGUAAACAGACUUUGAUGUUGAAAUUCUGUGGAGUUCCCCCUUUAAGAAUCAGAAAAUGUGAGCUUCCUCAGAAAUGUGUCCAUUUUAAAAAAAAAUCACUUUCAAAUUUUAAAUCUUUUACUUAUAAUUCUCUGUUGGACCCUUCAAUAGUUUCAUAUCAUAUCAUGUUUCAUUAAGUAGAGGUUUUCACCAUGAAAAUAAUGUGUAAAAUCUAAAAUCUUGUGUUAUGCGAUUAUAUUCUCUGUCAUAUCGCUGAUUCAGUGUUCGCCAGGCUGUCAGACUUUCAUUCACCCCCCAACAAUAAAAUGGAUGCUUCACUGAAGAAAUCAA